AUGUACCUUGAAAUUAUUGAUGCCAACUACUCAUUUAUCGAUAUUUGUGCCAUUCCAGUGGCAUUCCUGUUCAACUGGAUCGGUUUCCUGCUGCUGAUGUGUUUCUGCCACACGGUGGCGAGCCGCUACGGUGCAUUGGCCGGCUUCGGUCUGUCGUUGGCCAAGUGGACUCUCAUCGUGAAGCACUCCACCGAGCUCGCGUCCCACGAGAACUCCUGGCUGUGGUGGCUCAUCAUGGCUUUCGGUAUCUUAAUCUGUGUGCGCGCCAUCAUCCAAUACCUAAACAUCAAACGCGGUUGGCGCCUUCUCUCUGGCACGGCGCAAGAGCGACUGCUGUUCUUCUACUAAACACCACCCCUCUCGCUCUCACAGCGCUCGCCACGCUGUGCGGGAAAGAGAUGGAUAUACGUCUAUUUGUUCGUGUAGCUCAUAGGGAUAGCGUUUUCUCGUCUCUAUGCUAGUGACAUGUUUGAUUGCUUCGUUAAUCGUUACUAGUUAACGCCAUAGAUGUGACUAAGAACUUUAUUCAUACACUUCUGACAAAAAAUAUACUAGGUCUAUUAUGGCUACAUUAUUAUUUAUGGUUAAAAUUGUUUUAUUAUUGACAUUUAAUUCAUUAUUUAUUUGUAAUUCAUUGGGAUACCUACAUAUAGAAAUUUCAUAACAUUGUGUCAAUUGUCUUCAGAAUUCAUCAUAAUGUAGCCAUUUUAGUCGUAUUGGUCUGUGUUCUUAUGACAUUGACACUGAAGAAUGCGUCCUGUUUAUGAAUAAGGUGCUUUGAUACUUUGCAAUGAAGACUAUUUUUGUAUGUCAGAUUCAAGUUUGUAACGUCCUUAUCCAGUGGAACGAAAUAAUGGGGCCGUUUGGCGGAAAAAAGCGCUUGUAAGCAAAAUGGUAAUCGCUAAGCUCAGCUAAAAAAUGAAUUGAAACGCGUCAAUAUUGAAGUUAGCAAACGUGUCCUCGGCGAAAACUGCCGUAGCGAUCGCCAUUUUGGUUUAAAGCGCUUCCAAGCGCUUUUAUCCGCCAAACGCACCCAAAGUCUAUACUAAUGCUAACUUCAUACAUCACUCUAUAUUGAAAGGAUUGUUGUCUGUCGAUCUACUCUACGAUGAACAGUACAAAUUGUUGUUUGUUUACAUCUGGUUGUGUUAUGAAGACAUGAAACUCCAGGUAUUGAAUUUCAGACUUAUUUCGUCAAUUAUUUAGGUCCUAAAUCCAUUUUCAAAGUAUUAGGUUCAUUAAGAUUCAAUUUUAAAAGUG
Messenger RNA from Ostrinia furnacalis (Asian corn borer), 1260 nucleotides. RefSeq names its product NEDD4 family-interacting protein 1-like. The record is from RefSeq and is a predicted model, not a curated record. Gene Ontology annotation, biological process: vacuolar transport; positive regulation of protein ubiquitination; ubiquitin-dependent protein catabolic process. Bases 1 to 348 code for a protein of 115 amino acids. Gene Ontology annotation, molecular function: WW domain binding. The transcript is spliced from 3 exons. Gene Ontology annotation, cellular component: Golgi apparatus; endoplasmic reticulum; perinuclear region of cytoplasm. Lineage: Eukaryota; Metazoa; Arthropoda; Insecta; Lepidoptera; Crambidae.